Messenger RNA from Aspergillus terreus NIH2624, 1548 nucleotides. Its product is annotated as ANP1/MMN9/VAN1 family protein. Gene Ontology annotation, biological process: protein N-linked glycosylation; cell wall mannoprotein biosynthetic process. Lineage: Eukaryota; Fungi; Ascomycota; Eurotiomycetes; Eurotiales; Aspergillaceae. Bases 1 to 1548 code for a protein of 515 amino acids. The transcript has 4 exons. Gene Ontology annotation, cellular component: mannan polymerase complex. The record is from RefSeq and is a predicted model, not a curated record. Gene Ontology annotation, molecular function: alpha-1,6-mannosyltransferase activity.
AUGAAUAGACACCACCACGCCCUGGUGAAUGGCUACACUGCCUACCCUCGCGGGCAGGGUGGCACUUUUUCCAUCUCUCCACAUCGCUUCCAGCCCCGUUCGCAACCGGCUCUGCGACGUCGACGACAACUUUUUCAACGACUAUGCUUUAUCGGCGGAAUCUCCAUAUUUCUACUCAUCCUAAUAUUUCCAUCCUGGAGGGCCGCGAUCAUCCCGUCGAUCUCGCUCGGACUCCUCUCCUCUUCUGCGGAUCUUCAAAUCCAGACCGUCCGAUAUUAUGACCUUUCCAAAGUCCAGGGUUCAGCUAACGGCUGGGAACAGGAGGAGCGGGUGCUCAUGUGCACCCCCCUCCGCGAUGCCUCUUCCCACCUGCCCAUGUUCUUUUCGCAUCUCCGCAACCUCACCUACCCGCACAACCUCAUUGAUUUAGCGUUCCUGGUUUCCGACUCGAAGGAUGAUACCAUGGGCAUGCUGUCGCGCAUGCUGGAUGAGAUCCAGAAUGACCCCGACCCAAGCAUGCCCUUCGGCGAGGUCUCCGUCAUUCAGAAGGACUUUGGGCAGAAAGUCCAGCAGGACGUGGAGAGUCGACAUGGUUUCGCGGCGCAGGCCGGACGCAGAAAGUUGAUGGCUCAGGCAAGAAAUUGGCUCCUGAGCGCUACGCUGCGUCCGACCCAUAGCUGGGUCUAUUGGAGAGAUGCGGAUGUGCAGACCGCUCCGUUUACGAUUAUUGAAGAUCUCAUGAGACAUGAUAAGGAUGUGAUCGUGCCGAAUGUCUGGCGGCCGCUCCCGGAUUGGCUCGGUGGGGAACAACCAUACGACUUGAACUCUUGGCAGGAAUCAGAGACAGCACUGGCUCUUGCGGAAACUCUGGACGAAGAUGCGGUGAUUGUGGAAGGCUAUGCGGAGUACGCGACGUGGCGGCCUCAUUUGGCCUAUCUCCGCGACCCCUACGGCGAUCCGGACAUGGAGAUGGAGCUGGACGGUGUUGGCGGUGUCAGUAUCCUUGCCAAGGCACGAGUCUUCCGCGCGGGUGUCCAUUUCCCAGCAUUUAGUUUUGAGAAGCAUGCCGAGACCGAGGGCUUCGGAAAGAUGGCCAAACGGAUGGGUUUCUCGGUCAUCGGCCUUCCCCAUUACACCAUCUGGCAUCUUUACGAGCCCAGCGUCGACGACCUGCGCCAUAUGGAAGAAAUGGAGCAAGAACGCAAGGCUCGCGAAGAGGAGGAGAAGGAGCAGGCGGAGCGGGAGGAACGCGUUCACAAGUUGUUCCGGGACCCAAAGACGGAGUGGGACAUUGACAAUGCGUUUGUUCAGGAUUCGAUGAGAGAGGAGGCGGAAGAGCGCAAAGCGGCCGAGCCUUUCAAAGACGAGAGCACUCCACGCGCUCGAGAAACGCCAGAACCCAAGUCAGGCAAACCCGCAGACCAAAAAGAACCGAAGGAGCACAAGGCACCGCAAUCCCCAAAGAACAAGGGCACGGAAGACCAGGAAGAGGCCCCCGCGAUCAAGCCGGCGGAAAACCGAGCUGACGGCGACAAGGCAAAACCAUAG